Molecule: messenger RNA, 269 nt
Organism: Racocetra persica
Lineage: Eukaryota; Fungi; Glomeromycota; Glomeromycetes; Diversisporales; Gigasporaceae
Source: the annotation of a GenBank genome assembly
ACUUAAAUAAAGACUCUAUAAAUCUUGAGACUGAAGAUGCCGAUAUUGACCUCUAUUUCGAGAAAGAAUUUAACAAAGAGUUCUUGCAAAUUAAUGUUGAAGCAGUAAAUAUAGAGACGAAUAAUGAGCUAGCAAUGAGUCAUUUUUUUAAUCUUAGAUUGUUUGAACAAAAUCAAAAGGAUGUAGUUGAAGAUAGUUCAACUAUUAAUUCUCAAAGACCUACUAAUAAUAUCAAUAUCGAUUGGUUAGUUGAUGAUAUAUUCUUUUAA